UCAACAAUAACCCAAAGAUGAAAGCGUGGACCGCGCACGAGCAGGACACAACACUGUCCUGUUGCAGAUCGCUGCAUGUAAAACACGCGGCGUAUGUGAGCGCCCUCUACACACUGAAUAUAUCAAUACUUGUGGUUCUGCUAUACAGCUGGAGAAUAGGUGUCAAUGCAAAGAGAUAUAAGGAACUUGACGAUGUAUAUUACGGUGUUCAGAUAGCGUAUUUUGCAAUCAUAGGAACGCAAAUGUUUAUGAUUGUCCUCAGCAUUUUCCUGUUUUACGGGAUUUAUAAAGAAAACAUCGCAUUCCUGGUUCCGUGGGUCGUUGGCUGCAUGACCUUUAUGGCAUUAGAAGCGAUGGCCAUGGUCUAUUCAAAUAUACUCCGAGAUCACGUUAACAAGCAAUUCGACGCGAUAUGCAAAGCGGAGGUAUUAUUUUUAAUACCAAGAGUACUUUUAAAUUGUCUAUGCAUAUGGUGCGUAUUAAGACUCUACCACCUCCUGAGGGCCGGCAUCACGUGGAAGGGUUCGGCAGCCAUAGAACUGUGACUAAUGCCGCGGCCAGACGUGCGACCCGACUCGCCGACGCGUCCCCCUCCGUGUGAAACGAGCCUAUUGCUUGGCGGAGCCGAAAGCGACACAGAUGCCAGUCUGCAUUCACUAUGACAAA
Molecule: messenger RNA, 666 nt
Organism: Pararge aegeria (speckled wood butterfly)
Lineage: Eukaryota; Metazoa; Arthropoda; Insecta; Lepidoptera; Nymphalidae
Exons: 7
Coding region: 18-545 (175 amino acids)
Source: RefSeq, a predicted model, not a curated record